AUGAAUGGGGGCCACCACGGAGCGCCUGGUGCCGGGAGCCCCGUGCUCACAUUCUGCUCCCCGCAAAAGAUGUGCUCCUGGAUGCUGAGCUGUUGCUUAGCCCUUCAGCACCUGGCCGUGCAGGCCUCCUUGCUCUGCAUCUUCCACCUCCUCCUGCUGCCCACCCUGCCCGAGGAGCCGCCCCACGCCCAGGCCACCAGUGAGCUGCUGGCACGCAGCCUCUUUGCCUGUGGCAUCUCCACGGUGCUGCAGACCACCCUGGGGAGCCGGCUGCCGCUGGUUCAAAUCCCAUCCUUCGAGUACCUGGUCCCUGCCAUGGUGCUGAGCUCCCACCUGUCCCUCGGUGCCAGCACAGACAGGAACGGCACGGCUGUGGCCAGCACGUGCCCUGCACCACACUGUGCCGUCGCAGGGAGCUGGACUGCCUCGCUGCGAGAGGUCUCUGGAGCCGUAUUGAUCUCUGGGCUGGUUCAGCUGGUGCUGGGAGUGUCUGGCAUGUGUGGGUGGGCAGUGCGGCACUGCGGGCCCAUGGUCCUGGCCCCGAGCCUCUCCAUCAUUGGGCUGUCCGCGUACAAGGAGGCUGCUUUCUUCUGCUCCACUAACUGGGGGGUAGCGCUGCUGCUCAUGCUCCUCGCUGUCACCUUCUCCCAGCACCUGGGGUCCUGCCGCCUGCCCUUCUGCGCCUGGCCCCAGGCUCAGGGGGGCUCCAUGGAGCCAUUUGUCCCCACUCUGCGCACGUUUUCGGUACUGCUCCCAUUUGCUGGUGUCUGCAUUGUUUGUGCCAUCCUCAGCCAUCUCCACGUCCCCUGGGAAUCGCUGGACCUGGCCAUGGCACAGCUGUCCUGGAGCAACAGCACCUUUCAUGCCCCUUGGCUCCGCAUCCCUUACGCAGGUGAGUGGGGGUGGCCACUGCUCACACCCCGGGCGCUGGCAGUGGGCAUCGCCAUGGCCAUCGGUUGCAGCAUGAACUCGGUGGGCUGCUACGUGCUGUGUGGGAGGCUGCUGCGAGCCCCCCGGCUGCCCUCCCACGCCUGCAACCGGGGGCUCUGCAUGGAAGGGCUGGGCAGCCUCCUGGCAGGGCUGCUGGGCACCCUGGGGGGCACGGCCGCCAGCAUCGCCAACGCCUGUGCCACCGGCCUUACGCAGGCUGGCUCUCGCCCCUCGGUGCAAGUGAGUGCGCUGGUGUGUGUGGUGCUGGGCAUGUCCCCGAGGCUGGCAGGGCUCCUCACCCGCUGGGUGCCCCUGGACCUCCUCUUCCUCUCCCUGCUCAUGGUGCCUGUCUUCUUAACCGGCUUCUUGUCAUUUUUCCUGGAGAACACGGUCUCAGGAACCCUGGAGGAGCGAGGGCUGCUCUCCGAGCUGGCGCCACGGAAAGCCGGGGCAGGCGCUCGCCAGCCCUAUGGAGAGAGGGGUGAAGCCAGCCAGACGUAUGGGCUCCCUGCUGGGCUGAGGAAGCUGCUGCCAUCCUCCUGCAAAGCCUUUCCCUGCUGCUUCCUCUGUCCGGGGACGGAGGAGGAGGAG
This is a messenger RNA of Fulmarus glacialis (Northern fulmar), 1521 nucleotides long. It is a transcript of the gene SLC23A3, whose product is annotated as solute carrier family 23, member 3. The transcript has 11 exons. Lineage: Eukaryota; Metazoa; Chordata; Aves; Procellariiformes; Procellariidae. Gene Ontology annotation, biological process: transmembrane transport. The record is from RefSeq and is a predicted model, not a curated record. Gene Ontology annotation, molecular function: transmembrane transporter activity. Gene Ontology annotation, cellular component: membrane. The annotation marks the transcript as partial.